GUGCAGCCGGCGGGCUGAGCCAAGCUUGCAAUAGCCCUGCAUUUACUUUACAUUAUUUCACUCACUUUGACGUUAAACUGCCAUUGUAGCCUUUUGACUCUUGACUCUAUCAAACAUCCUUUCAUCGCGUGUACAACCCAUCUUAAACAUUUAAAUCUAGUCCACCAUCAGCUCAUCAUCUCCUGGGACUCUAUAUCACGAGCAUGACCUCCACGCUCUCCAUGCCAACUAUUGAUUCUCUCUGUCCUCAGAUUCAAUCCUUGUCUCGCCCUCAAACGUAUCCCCGUCAUCGUGAGGUCCUGGCUAUAACAAUGAACAAUGUACCCAACCCCACAUAUCUUCACGACUACCCAAUCCAUCCCUCUCGCUUCCCAAUCUCCUCAAUUCGCCCAGAUGGUCCACAGAAUACUCCAUCCAUACCACCCCGCACACCCCCAAAGCCUGUAUUCCCGCGGUAUGACCCUCUCCGUGUCCUCUCCCAAGAAUCCACCCCGCCCCCACCCACAAAGCAGUCAUUUUUACACCCCCUACAGGUGGCACCUGGUGUCCUGGCAAACGGCGUCAUCACUGUGAUGCUACCCGCCGUCCGCGAGUUUCUCAGUGCUGCUGCCGGUGCACCACCUGCCGCACCCGAGCUCCCAAGCGACAGUAGAGUAUUAGCGCUUGCUGCUCUCGCCGUGUUCUAUCGUCCGAUGCACCCUGCGCAUUGGGUCUUUUGGAAUAAGGAACAGAAGAAGAACACUGCAGCCAUUGUACAGAGUGUACUCGAUACAACACCCACUCCCAUCAUCUCACCCAUCGGCUGGAUAGCCAUCCAAGACAAUCUAUGGAUUCUUGGUUCCCUCCAACACGCCUAUUCCAGUGCCCUAUCUUCCCAACCCUGGUACGCCGCAUACGUUCCAUCUGAAAGCGAAACCCGCAUGAGUCUGCGCAAGCGCAAACCCACUAUGAUCCAAGAGCAAGUCAUCGAAGAUGAUGACGACGAUCUCCUCAUGCCUCCUCCACCCAGGAAGCGUGCAAGGACGCGCAGGACUGCUACGACCGCCAGGAGCCCGAGGAAACCGGAAGAAUUCUCCCCUCCUGACAACCCGGAGACAGAGGAUGUGCCCGAUGAGGUCGAAGCUAGCACCGAACUACCGGAACCGGAACCAGUGCUUAUGCUGACGCGCGCAGCCAAGCGCGAGCUCGUCGAAAUCCCUGUCCCAGCACAAGAUGCCGAGAAAUCUGUCUCACCAGAGCCGCGUAGAAGCCAGCGGAAGAAAGGUGAUUCACCGGCGUCUUCGGCGACUACUCUCACGCGUAUCCACUCGCGGGAGUUGUCGGCAGAGUCCGUGGAGGGCGCUGAAAGCGCUGGAAGUAGCACUGUUUGCGAGGAGGAGCCAGACAAAGAAAAAACAAAGAAGGGCCGUGCGAACAAGGAAGUUAAGCGCAUUGAUACAGCUGUCAAGCGUCUUGACAAUACCGGCGAGGACGAGGGAGACGAUGAAGAAGUUGAGGAGGAGAAAUCUGCUCCCGCCAAGAGAUCUCGCACCUCAGCUUCUCGUGCAAAGCCGAGGUCCAGGGCCCCACCAAAGAGAACCAACUCGGCCAAUACCAAUUCUGAGGAAGGCGGCGAGCACGCAGAUGCCACUCCCGCACCUCCUGUGCCUAAACCAAAGUCACGCUCGCGCCCAAGGACGCGCAGGCGUUAGUUUGGCACAGAUUCUUUUUGUUUCAAUACAUCAAUGGAUUUCUAACGCACUGGAGGGACCGAACCAUGAUAUCACGAAUUGCAUCGAGUACCGGAGCACAUCACACAUCACAUCACAUUAUAUCGCACAAGCAUCGCGCUUCGUCAUUGGUCAGGAUAAUCUGGCCCAUCGGAUCAGGAUUAACGAAAGGAAGGAAGCAUC
Suillus subalutaceus is the source of this 1892-nucleotide messenger RNA. RefSeq lists its product as uncharacterized. Bases 204 to 1691 code for a protein of 495 amino acids. The record is from RefSeq and is a predicted model, not a curated record. Lineage: Eukaryota; Fungi; Basidiomycota; Agaricomycetes; Boletales; Suillaceae. The transcript has 2 exons.